GUGGAUGAAAAGCUCCAUCUGGGCAUUGUACCAAAAACAAGGGUGGUUUGGCUCGUCAGUGAGACAUUUAACUACAGUGCAAUUGACCGUGCAAAAUCUAGAGGCAAAAAGUAUGCUUUAGAGAAAGUGCCAAAAGUAGGUAGAAAAUUUCAUCGGAUAGGACUUCCUCCUAAGAUUGGUUCCUUUCAGUUAUUUGUUGAAGGUUACAAGGAGGCUGAAUAUUGGCUUAGGAAAUUUGAAGCUGACCUUGAGAAUAUUAGAAAACAAUUUCAGUCACAGUUUGAAAGAUUAGUUAUUUUGGAUUACCUCAUCAGAAAUACAGACAGGGGAAAUGAUAAUUGGUUAAUCAGAUAUGAAAACCAGAAACAAGAAGAUGAAAUUACGGAAACAAAAUGGACUGAUGAUAAAGAAACGCUUAUUAAAAUAGCUGCAAUUGAUAAUGGUCUAGCAUUUCCUUUUAAACAUCCUGAUGAGUGGAGAGCAUAUCCAUUUCACUGGGCUUGGCUUCCUCAAGCAAAAGUUCCUUUUUCUGAAGAAAUAAGAAAUUUAGUUCUGCCACAUAUUUCUGACAUGAACUUUGUGCAAGAUUUAUGUGAAGAUCUUUAUGAACUUUUUAAGACUGACAGAAGAUUUGACAAAGCCACUUUUGAAAGGCAGAUGUCUGUGAUGAGGGGUCAGAUCUUAAAUCUUACUCAGGCAUUGAGAGACAGGAGGAGUCCUGUCCAGCUAGUACAGAUGCCUUGUGUGAUUGUGGAGCGCAGUCAAGGUGGAGGUCAGGGUCGGAUCGUCCACCUCAGCAAUUCAUUCACCCAGACUGUCCACUGCAGGAAGCCUUUUUUUUCCUCCUGGUAGCAGAUGUGAGAGAAAGAAACUGUUUGGCAUUAUUGUGUUGUUACAACAUUACCGCCCUGUAAACCUGCUGGUAAGAGUUCCAGUUGCCAAAACCUCAAAUAAUAUAAGUUUCUAAAAGGUUUUCUUUGAAUGUAAUUGAAGUUUACAGUUUUCUGUCCAAAUACUAAAUUUCUAUUUCAGGGAAGAAGUGAUAUAUCUCCUAUGUCGUAUUUUUGUAGAAAAAUUGUAUUUUAUGUUGUUGAUGUUAGUUUCAGAGGUCAUUUCAAAGUUUACACAUUCUGGAAUGACUAUAAUUACUCUAGAAUUCCAAACAGAAAAAUAAGGUGUUUGUUGACUUUGAAUACAAUAACUUUUUAUAUACUUUUUUAAUAUUGAGAAGAAUGGUCAUGUUAACUCUUCUUACAUUAUAAAAGGCCUUUGAGGAUGAAACUGCUCUUAUGAGCUUUAAUAGAGUAGUUAAUAGAAAAUAGUUAAGAAUAAAACAAUGUUGCCUUAAUUUAAAAAGCUGCUACUUUAGAACUUGAAUAAAUGCUCCUAAAGUGACCAUUAUUAGGGACCAGAAAAUUAUAUUUCAAGUUACCAAUGACCAUUUUCUUUUUUGUACUUCAGAAUAUUUUGGGUCAAUUAUUUUGUUAUAGUGAGGGAAAAAAAAUCUAACGCUAUCUCCCCCUUUAAAAAAAUGGAAACACUCAACUGAGACUUGAGGGGAAUACUAUGAAAUUAAGAUAGAUCCCCAGUAUUUUGAAAUUCCAGAAUAGCAUUAAAAAUUCCCAUCUGUUUCUUGCAUGGGAUCAAUACUUAAUCAUUUAGUACCUCAGAGUACUGAUCUCGUUCAAUUUAGUACUUCAAUUAGUAUUAAACUUCACUGAAAGGUAAACCAUAACUCAAACCGUAUAUUGGGUUGCAUUUUCAGGUCCUAGGACAUAACCUCUUAAAAAUAAUAGUAGUGUUGUAGGGUACUUGAAAUUACUGAUGUUAUUAUAAUUACAGUCAACUUUAGAAUACUAGUCCCAGUUAAAGGGGACCGUAACAGAGAUAACCAUUAAGUCAUUUUUAUUUGAUUUUGAAUAUCAGUAUUUCUGACAUCCUGGGAAUUUGUAGUACUUUUAACUUACCAAGUGAUUGAAAUUGAGAUGAGCCCGAUAUGAAGAUUUGAUCCCAAAGAAGCAGGAGCUUCAUUCUCUUCUUAGGCUCCAAACAAAUAACAUCACCACUCAGACUAAACUGGGCAGUUUGUGGUCUUGGCCUUUUGUCGUUAAGCUUUCUGUCCUGUAAUUUUUCAAAUUAUUUUUAUAUAAAAAGUAUUUCCUGAAGAUUGAAUUAGGAUGGAAGUCAGAUCUGCCGUUCUCCCUUUCUUCACACCUUUCUCUUGGUCUUCGUGGAUGUGAUGAGUGAGGAUUACUGCUGUCCUAGUGGAAGUCCAUUGGAAACCUGUGUUCUCCUACCUCCC
Aethalodelphis obliquidens (Pacific white-sided dolphin) is the source of this 2302-nucleotide messenger RNA. Its product is annotated as phosphatidylinositol 4-kinase type 2-beta-like. Gene Ontology annotation, biological process: phosphatidylinositol phosphate biosynthetic process; Golgi organization; endosome organization. Gene Ontology annotation, molecular function: 1-phosphatidylinositol 4-kinase activity. The record is from RefSeq and is a predicted model, not a curated record. Lineage: Eukaryota; Metazoa; Chordata; Mammalia; Artiodactyla; Delphinidae. Gene Ontology annotation, cellular component: lysosomal membrane; endosome; plasma membrane.